AGGUUUUCCGCUCUGGGCUGGCAUCACAGCAGGUUGCAGAACCUCAGUGCCUGGUCAGUGACGGGAACGUCCACUUCUCUUUCCAGGGCUGAGGGCCUCGGUAAACCAUACCCCGCACCUGACCCUUGAGAACUUGAGGUGCAGCUGUGUUUAACCCAGAAAAAUACCUGAUUAGGGUUUGGUUUGUAUUUGCCACCUGACAGUUGAGUUGUCUCGAAAUCACGGCACAGGAGGAACACUCAGACUUGGCGCACAGUGGUGUCCAUGGGCUCUGCAGACCAUCAGUUCAACCUCGCUGAGAUCCUGUCGCAGAACUACAGCGUCCGGGACGGGUGUGCUGAGGCUUCCAGGUGCCCGGACAAGUGCGGGGAGGAUCCAGAGAAGGACUCGGUCUCCCAGAGCAGCGACAUGCCGCUGGACGAGCUGCUCGCACUCUACGGCUAUGAGGCCUCCGACCCCAUCUCAGAGCAGGAGAGCGAGGGUGGCGACGUGGCCCCCAACCUCCCGGACAUGACCCUGGACAAGGAGCAGAUAGCGCAGGAUCUGCUUUCCGGGGAAGAGGAGGAAGAGACGCAGUCCUUUGCCGACGACCUCACCCCAUCUGUGACCUCCCACGAGGCCUCUGACCUUUUCCCCGGCCAGAGUGGAUCCCGGUUCCUGGCUGAUGACGACAAAGAGCCUGGCUCCUCUGCCUCUUCCGACACUGAGGAUGCGCUCCCGGCCAACAAGUGUAAGAAGGAGAUCAUGGUGGGGCCUCAGUUCCAAGCUGACCUCAGCAGUCUGCACUUGAACCGGCAUGGCGAGAAGAUCUAUGAGAACGAGGACCAGCUGCUCUGGGACCCCAGCGUCCUGCCCGAGAGGGAGGUGGAGGAGUUCCUGUACAGGGCCGUGAAGCGGAGGUGGCAGGAGACGGCCGGGGCCCAGCUGCCCGAGGGAGAGACCGUGAGAGACAGCGAGCAGGCGCUGUACGAGCUGGUGAAAUGCAGUUUCAACGUGGAGGAGGCUCUGCGCCGCCUGCGGUUCAACGUGAAAGUGAUCCGAGAUGGGCUGUGCGCCUGGAGUGAAGAGGAGUGCAGGAACUUCGAGCACGGCUUCCGCGUCCACGGGAAGAACUUCCACCUGAUCCAAGCCAACAAGGUGCGCACACGGUCGGUGGGCGAGUGUGUGGAGUACUACUACCUGUGGAAGAGGUCCCAGCGCUACGACGACUUCGCCCAGCAGACGCGGCUGGGCCGGAGGAAGUACGUCCCGUCUGGAACCACGGACGCAGACCAAGACCUGGAUGGCAGUGACCCCGAGGGCCCUGGGCGCCUGCGUUCGGAGCAUGACCCCUUCAGGAGUGCACGCACAGAGCCGCUGAGUGGGGACGGCACAGCUGGUGGCCUUGGAGAGCCCGCAGAGGGCUCCGACGGCCUCCCGUCCUCGGAGCCGGGGCCCUGUCCAUUGCAGCCGUUGGAUGAGCCCCCCGCUGUGCCCCUGCCCCGACGGCCCCCAGCCCUGGCCGCGUACCCUGAGGCCGCAGCUGCCCCAGAGCCAGGUGCCAGCCCGAGACUGGCUGUGGACUUUGCGCUGCCCGAGCAGCUGCCCCUCAUCUCCAGCCGUGUUGACCUGAAUGGAGGCCCUGGAGAAGCUGUGGCCCCUGCGCAGGUGGCCUUGUCGGUCACUGAGUUUGGACUCAUCGGCAUUGGAGAUGUAAACCCCUUCCUGGCUGGCCACCCGGCUUGCCCGGCCCCUGGGCUGCACUCGGAGCCCCUGUCACACUGUAACGUGAUGACCUGUUGAUCCCUGGCUGCAGGCGGGUGCGUGAGGCCCGGAUGGACUUCUGUCAGUCUUCCCGACCCUGCCUCGGGCCUCGCCCCGCGCCUUCUCUACUCAAGGACAAGUCGGGCCUGGGUGUGGUGGCCAGGCCCUCGCCCCUGCACACACCUGGACCCGGGGCCACGUCAGUGCCUGGCACCACCCUGCCAGGAUCUACCGCGAAGCUGGGCACAGGGGGCCUGGCCCUUGGGGCCUGGACAGAGCUGGCCGCCUGCUCUCUCCAGCCAGCAGAGACGAGGGGAGACCGGGCAGGAC
Molecule: messenger RNA, 2073 nt
Organism: Lepus europaeus (European hare)
Lineage: Eukaryota; Metazoa; Chordata; Mammalia; Lagomorpha; Leporidae
Gene: MIER2
Product: MIER family member 2
Exons: 13
Coding region: 265-1782 (505 amino acids)
Biological process (GO): negative regulation of transcription by RNA polymerase II
Cellular component (GO): nucleoplasm
Molecular function (GO): transcription corepressor activity; histone deacetylase binding
Source: RefSeq, a predicted model, not a curated record